AGUCUUAACGAUGCACCUGCUGAACCAGGUUGGAAAAUGGACUGUCUAUCGAUACUGCGUUCAGUUAUGGCAGACCCAUGCGCGUCACACUUCUUGCAGGCAAAUGCAGUAACAAAUGAGGAUGUGGCACUGGCUUUGCGACAAACUUGUGAUCUGACAUCUUUGUUUGACGCACUUGAGCGAGGAGAUAUCGACCAGCCAGCUACCUUGCUUCACGAUGUCGAAAAAAUGGUACAUGCUUGUAAGAUGAGCAUAGACGACAAACGCUCACCGAUCUACAGGGACAGUUUAGCCCUUGGUAGCUUGUUCGCUGAACGAAUGAAAGGUGUGAUAAGUCAGUACGAGCGGAUUUGGAAAAGUUUGAUUGAUCCCGCCGGAAGGAGUUUACGGCGACGAAUUCGUCGAGAACGCACACAGUCCAAAUACAAUACUCGAAGGUACCUCUGCUCUUUUACGUCUUUCAAGCUUUUUGAGCGUUUAGUAAUUCCAUUACUGGCAGUUUCGAAGAGAGGAGUAAGGUUUGAUAACUGGACUUCGCGAGAGAUUGGUGCCAAGCACAGACGGCAUACUCUUGCUCUAGAAUAA
Messenger RNA from Strongylus vulgaris, 585 nucleotides. Lineage: Eukaryota; Metazoa; Nematoda; Chromadorea; Rhabditida; Strongylidae. The record is from the annotation of a GenBank genome assembly.